Messenger RNA from Poecile atricapillus (Black-capped chickadee), 5015 nucleotides. It is a transcript of the gene TBC1D5, whose product is annotated as TBC1 domain family member 5. Gene Ontology annotation, molecular function: GTPase activator activity. NCBI's taxonomy places the organism in Eukaryota, Metazoa, Chordata, Aves, Passeriformes, Paridae. The record is from RefSeq and is a predicted model, not a curated record. Bases 967 to 3639 code for a protein of 890 amino acids. Gene Ontology annotation, biological process: activation of GTPase activity. The transcript is spliced from 26 exons.
GCUGUGGGGCCGCGCUGUGGGGCCGGGCUCAGUGACCCCAUUGCUGGGGCUGACAAGCGGCCCGGCGGCCAGCACCCACCUGCGGCCGCCCAGAGCUGCAGCCGAGCACAUGACUCCCUCCAGCAGGACGUUUUCCAAGCAGCUCUGAACCCGGCCAGCCGCUCCCAAGGAGCGAUGGUACGGACUCACUUUAAAUUACCUUCGUUUUAAGCCCCGUCCCCCCGCGCCUCACCACGCAUUGCGUGACUGGUAACUACACACACUUUAUGUAAAUACAAAUAGAUCAGGCUUCCUCAAGGGCCGAAAGGCCCCGAAGAGAUGCAAACCCUCCCUAUUGCAAACAACCCCGGCGCCCUUCUGCUGCGGCCCAGCGCGGGUGGCGAGAAGCGGGCGCCGGCCGAGCCGCGAGGGCAGCCCCACGCUCGCCCUCUCCCUUCCAGCGGCGCCCCGCAGCCCCGGCGGGCACAGGCGGCCGGGAACGGGCACCGGGAGCAGGGAACAGCAACAAGGAGCAGGCGCCGGGCGGCCGCGGGCUCGGGCGCCUGCGCGGCGGGAGCGGGGCGGUGCCACCGCGCGUCCCCGCGGGCGGGCAGGGAGCCCUUCCCCUUCCCUUCCCUUCCCCGGGCCUCCCCCACCGCCUCCCCCUGCCCCGCGUCCCUUGCAGGGCGUCGGGCCGGCACGGGGGUCUGUGCGCCGCGCCGCGCCGCAGGGAGGGAGGGAGGGAGGCGAGGAAGGAGGGAGGCGGGGAGGGAGAGAGAGAGAGAGAGGCUGAGCCAGAUCUUCAUGCCACUGCAGGCAGCAGCAGCAGCAGCAAAACUUCUGAAGGUUUUCAGAAGACAAUAAGAGAACCACCAAGAAGGCUAUUGCAGUGUUGUCAAAUCCAGAAGUCUGGUACCAGGAGUGCCACUCCAGCUUCCUCACUGCUCCUGGUGGCUGGGGAAUAUCCCAACACUAUUUGCCUGUUGAAUGUGUGGAGAGUAUCCUUCUGAAGACAACUGUCUCCUUUGUGUUCGAGCACCUCCCACUAUAUGGCUCAGGCAAAUUGCAUGGUUUCACUCUGAAGUUCAAAAUUCUAUAAAUACUCAUCAGCUGGAAUUUACUACUGCCAAUAUGUAUCAUUCUGUGUCUGAAACCAGUCACCCUUUGCAAACAGAGGAACAAGAGAUAGGCAUUGAUCCCUUACAGAGUUUUUUGAGCAAGCCAGGGGAAGGAGGAUCAAAUGAAAAUGGAAGCACACCCCCCACCUCAGAUUCAGAUGGAACUUUUAUUUCUUACAGUAAAGAAUGGGAAGAACUAUUUGUAAACAACAAUUACUUGGCAACUAUACGGCUGAAGGGGAUUAAUGGGCAGCUGAGAAGCAGCAGGUUCCGUAGUGUUUGCUGGAAGUUAUUUCUGGACGUUCUACCGCAAGAUAGAAGUCAAUGGAUUAAAACCACUUCAGACUUAAGAACUUCUUACAAUAAGAUCAAAGAAAUUCACAUUACAAACCCUCGGAAAGCAGGACAGCAAGAUCUGAUAAUCAACAACCCACUCUCUCAGGACGAGGGGAGUCUUUGGAAUAAAUUUUUCCAGGAUAAAGAGCUUCGAGCUAUGAUUGAACAAGAUGUGACAAGAACCUUUCCUGAAAUGCAGUAUUUCCAGCAAGAGAAUGUAAGGAAAAUUCUUACAGAUGUUCUGUUCUGCUACGCCAGAGAAAAUGAGCAGUUGCUUUAUAAACAGGGCAUGCAUGAACUUCUAGCUCCCAUAGUCUUUAUCCUACAUUGUGACCACCAGGCUUUUUCGCAUGCCAGUGAAGCUGCACAACCAAGUGAGGAAAUGAAAGUUCUUUUGAAUCCUGAAUAUCUGGAACAUGAUGCAUACGCAAUGUUCACACGUCUUAUGAAAACAGCAGAACACUGGUUUUCAACUUUUGAACAUGACAGUCAGAAGGAGAAAGAUGUGAUGAUAACACCUAUGCCCUUUGCAAGGCCACAGGAUUUGGGGCCAUCUAUUGCUAUUGUAGCAAAAGUAAAUCAAAUUCAGGAUCAUCUGCUGAAGAAACAUGAUAUUGAGCUAUACAUGCAUCUGAACCGACUGGAAAUUGCUCCACAGAUUUAUGGACUGCGAUGGGUAAGGCUCCUGUUUGGACGUGAAUUUCCUCUUCAGGAUCUUCUGGUUGUCUGGGAUGCUCUAUUUGCUGACAGUAUCACCCUGAAUUUAGUUGACUACAUUUUUGUAGCCAUGUUGUUGUAUAUCAGAGAUGCCUUGAUUUCAAGUAAUUAUCAGACCUGUUUGGGACUUCUUAUGCAUUAUCCACCUAUUGGAGAUGUUCACUCCCUUAUCCUAAGAGCACUUUUUCUACGAGAUCCAAAGCGAAAUCCAAGACCGGUGACUCACCAGUUCCAACAAAAUUUAGAUUAUUACAAAGCACGUGGAGCAGACUUGAUGAACAAAACCCGUGCCAGUGCUAAAGCUGCCCCUCUGAACAUUAACAAAGUCUCCAACAGCUUACUGAAUUUUGGCCGAAAGCUCAUUGCUCCAGCCAUGGCUUCAGGUGGGGCAGUGGGAACUCCUGCUGGCGGGAGCAGCUUCCCUCCCUCUUCAAUGGCAAGCAGGAGCACAGUGGAAACCCCUCAGCACCACCAGCACCACCAGCACCACCAGCAGCAGCACCACCACCAGCACCACCAGGCACAGCAGCAGAGGAUGAUGAAGUCUGAAAGCAUGCCAGUUCAGCUGGGCAAAGGCGAGGCGGGCGAGGCGGCGCCGCCGGGGCCGGCCCAGGCCCAGCAGCAUCCCCCGGCCACCACAGGCCAAAGUUCAAAAAACAUCAGUUCAUCUCCAAGCAUAGAGAGCUUGUCUGGAGGACGUGAAUUUACAGGAUCUCCACCUUUGUCUGCAUCAAAAAAGGAUUCUUUCUUCAGCACCAUCUCCCGCUCACGUUCCCAAAGCAAAACUAUGAGCAGAAAAGAGUCGAGGACAUGCUCCACGAUUUUUCCAAGGACUAAGGAGGAGGAAUUAGAAGCCCAGAUUUCAUUCCUACAAGGACAGCUAAACGAUUUGGAAGCCAUGUGCAAAUAUUGUGCAAAGAUGAUGAACACACAUCUUGGAAAUAUUCAGGAAGUCAUUUUGCAAGAACACUUGGAAAAAGAAGAUGAAAUUCUGGUUUCCUUGGCUGGUUUGAAGCAGAUCAAGGAUAUCCUGAAAGGUUCAUUGCGUUUCAACCAGAGCCAGCUGGAAGCUGAAGAAAAUGAGCAAAUUACUAUUGCUGAUGAUCAUUACUGUUCCAAUAAUCAGAACAAGGGUGCAGGUGAUAUCCUAAAGGGACCUGUCAUGACAAAGCAACAGUUCAUCUCAGGACAACAGACUAUGACUGAUUCGAGCACUAGGGAGAGCAAGAAUGCUGAUGACUAUAUUAUGGUUUCCAAAGAAGAGGAAAGAAGUAAAAGUGCUGUUCCAGAGCCGGGGCAGGCCCUUCAGGCACACAAGGAGGCAGCGGUGAAGCCAGAAGUUCCAUCUCGUUCUUCUUUGAUAUUUUCUGAUCCUCUGAUGGGUUCCAUUUCAGCCUCCUCCAGCAACCUGAGCUCCAGCCCUGAUGAUGACAGUAGUAAUAACAGCAAAGAUUCUGACUUUGCUAUUGUCAGCCCACUGGACAUCUAAAGAAACAGGUUGGGAGAGUUUGGGAAGCCUGUCAUUACAACUCAGCUCUAAUUUCUGUGAUUCCAUGGGCUGGAAAGUUCUUUGGCUUACAAGGACAGAAAAUAGAUAAAGGUAACCCAUCUCAGCUUCCAAAAGCCUAAAUUAAAAUAUAAAGGCAAACAAAUAACAGAAAAAAAAGACGUAAAUUUGCUACUUUUAAAAAAUAAUAUAUACAUUUUAAUAACUGCCUUAAUAAAGACCCAGUAAAACCCAGUUCUAGUAUACAGCUAUUAUUAAUUAUGCUGUUACCUUACUUAGGAGCUUUGUUGCUAUAGAACUAUUGCUUUCCCAAAACAUAGAAUAGUAUAUGCUAGGUACCAUAAUGACAAUGUGUGGAUACUUGGCAUCAGACCUGAAGCAGCAAAGACAGGCUAGAUUUAAUAUUGUCCUUUUACAAAAUAUGCUUGACUGGGUUUUCUGUGUAGGAAAGGGUACUGUUUCUUCAGAGACUGUGAUUAGAGAAGUAGGGAAUGAGUAUCAAAAAGAUUAAAAGCAUCAUCCUGGUAGGAAGUUUGUUCUCCAUUGAGGAAUCCCAGUUUCUUCAUUUGCAUCUGGCAAUAGCCUGAGGUGUGUUCGGGGCAGAGGUUUGUGUAGUUGUUCCUCAGUGCAUACAGGAGACUAUGAGACAAACUCCUUGAGAAUGAGGACCUACACAACAGAGCCUUAUUUGCCUUUGUCUACUUUUUCCCCUUGAGAGUUCCCAGCUCACCUCUUUUCCACUUUGUCUACUUUUACUUCCCCUGGCAUUUUUUUUUUUUUUUUAUUUUACUUAUACUACCAAAGUUAAAACAGUAGGUGCAAGGGAAAUAAGAGUGUUUCAUAAUAUAGAACUGAGCUGGUUGAACUAAAGCUAGCUCAAGUAUGGUAACUUACCACGGAAGGUUGCAAAGUGAAAUGAAAUAUUCAUAAUUAAAAACAUUUUAUGUUUAUCUUCUAUAGACACUGUUUACAUAUAUUCCUAUAUGAUUUCCAUAUUUCUAAUCAAGAGAAACAUAACGGUGCAGCAGCAUUAACCAACAGAAAGUUUCUAAUUAACUCUGUUACUUGUUCUUCUAUGGAAAAGUGUAUUUCUUUCCCAUCAAGUCCAUAGUACACUUAAUAGCAGCUCUUUUCAAGUAGAUAAGGGGGGCUUUCUGUACUCUCUGAUCCCUUUAAUCUCUGUUGGAAUUCACAAAACGAAACUGGUGAUGAAUAGACUGCUCCUCUUGCAGGACCUACACAGAGUUAGCUUGAGGAAAGAAUGUUAGUAUGUCGCUCUGUCAUAGCAGCAAAAAAAAAGCAUUAUUUUCUUUUAAGAUGCAUAUACAUUAUACCAUGCAACAGUUUCCUAUUUGCAU